This is a messenger RNA of Anarrhichthys ocellatus (wolf-eel), 5780 nucleotides long. Its product is annotated as vacuolar protein sorting-associated protein 13B-like. The record is from RefSeq and is a predicted model, not a curated record. Bases 4608 to 5573 code for a protein of 321 amino acids. NCBI's taxonomy places the organism in Eukaryota, Metazoa, Chordata, Actinopteri, Perciformes, Anarhichadidae. The transcript has 4 exons.
UGUGUGUGUGUGUGUGUGUGUGUGUGUGUGUGUGUGUGUGUUGUAGUGUAUCUGUGUUAAAUGAGCGCACACCCUGCACUGCUCCAGCGGUGGACCUUGUUUCAACCCAUUACAGGCUGUAGAGACAACUCUGAGGUCAAAGGUUGCAGCACCUCAAUAACAGCGAGGAAGCAGAUGAACGCUGUAAUCUCAGCCGUCCUAAUUAAAAAGGUGGAGGUUAAAAGGUAGAUGGGGUAAAACUAACCUGCUAUGACUCAGACUGAGGAAGUUUUCCUAAGACUGAGAUACAAAACAAACCUGUCAUGAGUCUUUAAUGUAUUUAAAGGAUGUUUUUAUGAAAGUGCAGACACAGCACACAGACACAGGCAAUUUUGUAGACAUUCAUUCAUUAGUCUCGUGAGUACCGUAUGUAGCCUUGUUAUAGUCCAGUGGUUUGGAUACACAUGUUGCUGCCUUGUAGCAUUUCCAUUUCUACUGAAUAUGAUAGCUCUAAUCUUCAUGGCCUUGUAAAGUUCCCAUACAGUAAAUCCUUAAAUAUACUGAAAUGCAUGCCGCUAGCCCCGCUGUGUGCCACAGCGUCUCUUUUGGUCCCACCGAUAAAACAUCUCAUGGUCUAAGUCCUACACAUAAACACAUCAGCUGGGACUUGGCAGAGGCUGUCAAGAGAUCCACACGGACACUCCUCUUUACUCAUAAUGCAGUUAUUACUAUUAUAAUAUAGAUAUCGUAUAAUAUAUAAGACAAUACUAAAAUAUUCUUCUUUAUUUUUACGUGUCUUUAUUUUUAAUUGAGUAUUUGAGCGGUGUAUGAUAUUUUGAUUGCUUUACUUUUUAAUGUAGUCCUACUGUAGGCUAAGUUUGCAAUGUGCAGUGGCAUGUAGUAUGUAAAAAAUGUGUUACAAAUGUAAUAGUAAAAAGUUUGGGUUGGAAUUACCAGAAACAAUCAAUAUUAGUAGGAUUGGAGGCAGAAACAGGUGAUUAUGAAAUCUGUGUUCUGGUCUUUUUUUAGUUUUAGCCUCAUCCGUGCUUCUCCAAAUUUGAAGCUAGUUACACUUCAAUGCUUGGACACGUGUGUGUGUGUGUGUGUGUGUGUGUGUGUGUGUGUGUGUGAGUGUGAGUGUGAGUGUGUGUGUGUGUGUGUGAGUGAGUGAGUGAGUGAGUGAGUGAGUGAGUGAGUGAGUGGCACUGGCACCGUGUGUAGAUGUGUGCGUGUUGAGGAAGACCCGCGUGAGCUGCGAGCCCAUCGCAGACAAACGGACGGUCUUCUACCUCAUCGGCAGCAUCAACGUCGACAAACCUCGAGCGCCGCGUCUGCUCCCCUCCUCUUCAAAACAACCAAAACAAAACGCGUCCGACACUAAAAAGCAGCCACCAGCAAUUAUCCAGUCAUUUGGCCCUAAGCUCUCACAUGCUGAAUGAAUUUAUCCUCCCUGUUCUCCCUGUGGUGGAAAAUAGUGAUGUUAAUUCAUAUGCCAUGGGAUUGGUAGCCACACAAAGACCAAAGACCAAGUGCUUCCACCUUGGGCGAUUCUGUGAGUGAUUAUGUCUACUGCUGCUUGUGGGGGACCAGCGGCCACUGUUUGUGAGAACCGCAUUGCUCCGUUCCAGGGGAAUCCUGCUCUGGCCCUAUUCACACUGUUGGAAAUGUGUUUCGUUUGAUAUGAGUUCAAAGAGAUUCUAAAGUUGCAGGUCUCGCUUUAAGUCCGGGUUCAGUGUGCUACCUGUGAGUUGGGUGGAUCAAAGUUCUGCUCAAGAUUUCAAAGCCCAACUCUCCUAAAGAGACAGGUUUUUGCAAGUGCAUUAGGACCUUUAGUGUGACGUGUCUCUGCAGUCUGUCUCUCUGGAUACAUUAUUUCUUGUCACAUGGAAUAACGUGUUAUUUUGGAUAUUUGAUUGAAAUUCACUCCAACGUUUGCUCCCUUUUUUACGCCAUGUUUAGGUUAUAUGCAUACAUGGACUGUUGUGAGAGUGCAUACACCUAGAUUUACUGUGUUUCUGUUGCUUUGUGUGUGUCCAGGAAUUGUGCAUGCAUGCACGGUUGUGUUGUGUAAGUAUGCGUGUGAUUGGAGGAGAUUGAGAUUUGCAUGGGCUGAAAUGCAAACACACUCCUGAGAGAAAUCCAUGGUCCAGUGCUACUGCUGUCCUGGUCCCGGGACCUUUGCUCAAAAUACAUCAAUACAGCAGCUGUUGUGGUAUUACUGGGAAAUGCUACUUAUGGACAGGGAAUAUCCCAUACUGGUAAAGGCUGGAGCUUUCUCCUGUUCUGGAGACCUGCUGUACCAUGCAUGACUGAGUUCUGUGAUUCUACAGUUUUACUGUACAAGGCCCUGGAGCUAAUCGAAUGGCUAAUGUAACCAAGUGCUGGUAGUAGCCUUGUAAUAGGCUUGCUGUGUUUCCUUGCCAUGGUGGAAGUGAGAUCCUUGUACCACCAUGUUUAAGUUCCUGGCAUUUUGUAUUUUAUAGAUUAAAGAUCAAAAUAAUUGUGUGAAGUAUACUCAACACUUUAAAGGUGUUAUGUCCCACGGUAGCUACUAUAUGUGUUCUCUUUGCUACAUUGCUAACGUACUAAUUACAUUCCAGGGUAACACAGCAGGACCAGCUUACAGUACAUUUAUUGUCUGAUGGACUUGUCAGUCUUCCUCUCCAUGGCUAAGAACUGGACUGGCUGAUAGCUGCUAAUACUUUCCAUAUACAGGAGAAAUGGUGAGCACGGACAGUAUAGUGUUUCUUUCCUGUAUUGCACAGAAGAGAGUACUUUGCCUGUUCUGAGAUCACAUAAAGGAGCUGGUUUUUCCAGUCAUUUUAUGGUUGAACAGUUUUAAGUGGGCUCCUUCCCUGUGGGCCGCAGCACAGGUGCUGGCUGUGUCAAUUGUUUACAGAAGUUCAGAGCGGCGCGAUGGCUCGCAGAGAGACGGAUUGGGGGCCCCGGACUCCGGUGCGAGGCAAGAAGAGGUAAAGCAAGUGUAAGAGAGUGCAAAGAGAGAGCGAGACACUCUGACACGGGUAAAUUAGAUCCAGAGAGGGAAAUAGCAGGAGGUAAAGUGACUGUUUUACUGCCCAGGCUGCAGGUGCGACGGCAGCUUACCGAAUGACCCCAGAACCGCAAGGCACACACACACACGGCCACAUUCAUGCACGCAAGAAAAGCAGCCAGGCACACACCCGGGCUCCGACAAGCACACGCAUGCAUGCAGGGCCACGCACAAAUGUCACAAACACACAUUGCGUUGAUGAGUCGAGUUUAUAUUAUGUCAUCCUCUCUUCCUGCUACUCUGUUUGGUCAAGGCAGCAAACUCAUGAGAAUUUUUGUCAAUUGGAUUAUGCUACUGCGUGGACGGGCCUGUGUACAAGUGGCAGAACAGUUCACCAAUUCAUAUAAAUAUUUUCAUCAACAGCACCAUUUAGUUCUGCCCAAUUAUGGGUUCUGUUUUUCUGGGCCAGGCGUGUAGAUACAGGAAGACAAACAUUUGGUUUGGAAAAUAAGGGGAAAACAUUAAAGGUUUAUAUGUUUUAACUUGUAGCGACUGUGUUUAACAGUACAUGAGAGGAAUGAAUAAUGCCAUUGGUCCAGUGGUUAGGAGGAUUUACUGCUGUAUAUUUUCCUAUUUUAUGGUUGAAACUCCCCCGUCUGUAAUAUUUUGAGUUCUUUCUUACUUGGUUGAGUAAUGACCUUAGCAUGUAUGUUUUUCCUGCGAAGCUUCUGUUUCUGGGCGUCACUGUGGCCAUUAGGAGGUACCGGUAACACUGCAGGAUGGCUCCCCCAGCCCUGCUGAAACCCAAUCUUUCUCUCUCCCGCCUGCUGCAUCCCUCCGCCUCUCCACCACACAAAGCCACCGGCCCCCACAUUUCCCCCCCACCAAUAAACAAUCUAUUUCUAUAUUCCUGUUUCUUUCCAUUUGUACAAAAUAGAAUUCUCAAGCCUUUGCUCUCCAUCACCACAAACUUUCAAAGUGCCUGUCUCAUUCUAUUCAUAUCCCGUAAUGCAUUCAAAGUUUGAAUGUAAGUGAUGACAUAAACUGCAGCCAUCACACUAUAAAGUGUGUUUUCACACACUUUGUUGUUUUUUUUUUCUUUCUUCCCAAGACCAUAGUUCCACUGUGCCCUCAAUAACUCUUGUCUUGUAUAAAUAUGUCUAAAGUUCUGUGUUUUGUACGUGUGAAGGCAUGUGUAUGCUAAUCCAAUGAAUCUCAUGUACGUUGAAUUGAACGCGCCGCCGCCUCGGUGGUUUUAAGGGGCUUGGGAGGGAUACGUUUAAGGCACUGUGUGCAUAGUUUUGGGUUAAACGGGACUUUUGCAUCUGAGUGGAGAGCUCUUCAGAGAUUCAUAAAUCCACCCAGGAUUGUGGCGCUGCUCAGGCAUGGCGAGGAGUAAAAAUGUUUUCUUAUGGAUAUUUAGCUUCUUUUUACUUUACAUGUCUGAAGGAAUAGAAAAAUAACACGUCAGGCCCUCAUCUUAUUUACGAGCCAAUGAGGAUGGCAGGGGUCAGUGGUAUUGAGCCCAGACCUUUAGGGAAUGUGGGUCUGGACUUUACUUUUUUAAGUUGUCUCGCUAUUUUAGUAGACUUAUGCUAAUAUAGCUACUAUGUGUCUGAGCUAUUUGUAAUUUGGUAUGCUUUUUGUGCAUCUUUUUGUGCAGUUUAAGAUGUUCCUCAUGUGUUUGUUUAUGUGUUCUUCAGGUUAUGUGCAGAGUCUGAUCCGGCGCGUGGUGAACAACGUGAACAUCGUGGUGAACAACCUGAUCCUCAAGUACGUGGAGGACGACAUCGUGCUGUCGGUCAACAUCACCUCUGCGGAGUGCUACAGCGUGGAUGAUAUGUGGGAGAGGGCCUUCACGGACAUCACUGCUCCAGAGCUGGUCCUAAGGAAAGUGAUCAACUUUGCAGACUGUACCGUGUGCUUAGACAAGCGGAAUGCCAGUGGCAAGAUCGAGUUUUACCAGGACCCGCUGCUGUACAAGUGCUCCUUCAGAACGCGUCUGCAUUUCACCUACGACAACAUCAAUUCCAAGAUCCCAUCCGUCAUCAAAAUCCAGACCAUGGUGGAGAGCCUGAAGUUGUCCAUUACUGAUCAGCAGCUGCCCAUGUUUAUCCGCAUUUUAGAGCUGAUUAUUGCCCUCUACUACGGGGAGCUCGGAGGACACAAAGAGGGCGAGGGGGAAGAGGGCAGUGUUCAUGUCAGGGAGGCUGGAGCAAUUUUACCUGGGAUGGAUGUGGAUAUGGAGACCCAGGGGGCUAGCCAGUACUCCAGCCAAGACCUCUACAUGCAGUCUGGGGGUCUUGAAGACGGAGACCAGGGUUGGAUGUCCUGGGCGUGGUCCUUCGUCCCAGACAUCGUAGGCGAAGAGGAGGGAUAUGAGGAAGGCCUCUACGAGCAGAGAGAGGCAGGAGGCAUCCCAACCAACCCACAGCAACACACACCCAAAGACCCCAUCGUCUCUAUCGGCUUCUACUGCACCAAAGCUUCUGUUACCUUCAAGGUAAAUCAGCUGAUUAAAAAAGAAAAAGAUGUGCUUCAUCAUCAAAGAUUCCAUUACCAGAUCAAGGGCUACAGUGCAGGCCAGCGUACAUUGACUUAAUGUCAGAUGUCAAAAUGAAAUGAAAGAAAUACUAUAAUAUUUUCCUCAGUUUUAAAAGUGUUUAAAAGUAUUCUGCAUCACAUUGCCAGUAAGUACAUGUGGUAUGAAUAUGAUUUACCAUUAAGAUGUACUUUUAAAAUAACAAAAAGUAUUUCAGAUAAACUAAUAUCGUAUACAGUGGCAACAAAAAUAUAAAACAUAAGCGCA